Messenger RNA from Cadophora gregata, 375 nucleotides. RefSeq lists its product as uncharacterized. Bases 1 to 375 code for a protein of 124 amino acids. The record is from RefSeq and is a predicted model, not a curated record. NCBI's taxonomy places the organism in Eukaryota, Fungi, Ascomycota, Leotiomycetes, Helotiales, Ploettnerulaceae. The transcript has 2 exons.
AUGGACAACUCCAACACCACUCUGCCAAACGCAAAUGCUACAAUAAGUACAAGGACACAUUUUGAAUUGAGAACACUCAAAUCGGAUAUCGGAUUGACGAUAGGCUAUCUCACUCUUGUACUAAUCAUCGUCCUUGUCAUUCUGGCAAAUGUCUUCCACAAGAGAUUACGCGCAGCGUGGUCUUGCUACGGCUCCAAUGCUCGUUCUAGAAUCAGCAGAAGCGAGGACAUGGGCGAGGACAGUGCGGAUGGCGUGCGAAAUAUGGAAGAGGGAUUGCCGGGGUCUGCUAAGAGUACCUCUUGGAAGAAGCAGAAAGGAAGAGUGGAUGAGUUGGAGAUGUGUGUUUGGAAUAGCACGAGUGAGGCGGUAGUAUAG